Messenger RNA from Pseudozyma flocculosa PF-1, 2217 nucleotides. RefSeq lists its product as uncharacterized. The coding region runs from base 1 to 2217 and encodes 738 amino acids. The record is from RefSeq and is a predicted model, not a curated record. The transcript has 3 exons. NCBI's taxonomy places the organism in Eukaryota, Fungi, Basidiomycota, Ustilaginomycetes, Ustilaginales, Ustilaginaceae.
AUGACGCGACACGAUGGAAGCUCGCAGGUGCCGAUCAUCUUUGAGCGGCAGCCAAACGUCCGGCAGAUCUUGGCGCUGCAGGACUAUGCGCUCGACCAGAUCUGGUGGAACGCGCCCCUCGUCAUCAGCCAGGCGCUGCUCCUCGCCGAGGUCCUCCGCACCUACCCGGCCGAGGCGGCCAUGCUGCGCCGCAUCUACGUCCGCAAGAAGCUCAACCUCGCCGAGAUGAUGUUCUUUUCCAUCAAGUACACGUCGCUCCUGUCGGUCAUCCUCACCACGCUGGUGCAGCUGACCAAGGUGCCCGGGACGGAUGCAAGGUGCAUGGCCUUCUCGUGGGCGUCCAACAUCUUGACGUUCGCCAUCUGCACGCUGGUCGUGGCGACGAUUGCCUGGCGCACGUCGAUCAUCUUUCACCGCUCGAGGCGGGUGCUUGCGCUCCUCGGCGCCGGCCUGCUGGUCCAGGUCGGUCUGACUGCCUGGGCAGUCAUCAACUACUACCGCACGCCCAUCGCGCUGCCCAACGGCCUGUGCGCGCCGCAGCAGACGAACCACAAGGCGGACCCGAGCUUCUUUGAGCUCUCGACGUUCUGGUACGUGCUGUACAACGCGCUCUUCGACCUGGCCAUGGUGGUCUCGUCGUCGGCGCGGCUGUGGCAGAGCGCGCGCGGUCCGCUGGGCUUUGCGCGCGUCUCGUCGCUGCUGUUUGCCAACAACGUGCACUACGCCAUCUGCGCCGACGUCGUCAACCUCGUCGAGCUGGUGACGAUCCUCGGCUUCCGCGGCAGCGUGCCGAGCUACCAGUACCUCGUCAUCGCCAUCCAGGGCAUGGUGGGCAUGCAGAUGCUCAUCACCGAGCAGGAGGCCGUCUACGCCCCUCGCGGCGCGACGGUGGCGUCGUACAACUUUCCGCUGCAGAGCAUCGGCGGCAGCCACCACGGCGGUGGCGGCGCGUAUGGCGGCGGCGGCGGCGGUGGUGGUAGUGGAUGUGCCACGUCCGCCGGCUUCGCGCACGGCGGCGGUGCGGGCUCGACGUCGUUGUCGUCUGCGCAGGCGCUGCGAAAGAGCAAGCACCACGCAGAUGCCACAUCGAUGGGCUCGCUGGCUACGCUGAACAUGACGACGCUCAGCGAGCCCGACGAGCCGCGGAUGCGCGUCUCGACGGCGUUUGAGCGCAGCGUCGACCACCCGCGAUCGGGCACGCCGGCGCCGUUUAGCGAGAAGAGCGCGCCGCCGCUUGCGCCCGUGGCGGGCCAGGACCUCGUGCUGUCGAUGACGACGAUCACCACUACCGCCACGAGCUACGCGGACCCGGAUGGCAAGACGGCGCCCUCGCUGGCCUUUACCCGGCUGCGGCAGCGGCACCAUGCCAGCGACGGCGGCAUCCUCGACGAUUCCCUCGACGACGACGACGACGACGACGACCUGAAGCAGAGCCCGAAGGAGCGAGGCGCCGUCGUCCCCCACGGGCCGGGAGCCGGUACCGGCGGGCUGGGACGAAAGGGGACAGGGGCAGUGAAGGAACUCGAGCACACGUGCGGCAACGGCGAGCCCGUCAAGGACCACAAGGGCAUCGGCAUCGACGUCGACGAUGUCAAGAGCCACGCGUCGAGCGACGACACGCGCGAGAUGAUCGUAGACCUCGCCGAUCCCGCCGUGUCGCGCUCGUCGUCCUUCUCGUCGUCGUCGUCGUCGGCGUCGUCCUUCACCUUGUCGGGAUGCCCUCCACCCUCCAAGGUCUUUGCCGCCACAUCCUCACCGACAACGACGACGACGGUGGAGACCAGCAAGCCUCUGGCGCCGCAGCCUCCGACGUGCGACGGUCCGCGCGGCAUCGAGGGCCGUCGUGCGCCCUCUCCGAUCCCGUACCACCCCCCGCAGCUGCUCGACCAUCCGUACACCCAACGACCUCGGACGGCCGAUAGGCCUCCUGCCUCGGCACCCGCGUCGUCGUUGGCAUCCCUUUCCCAUUCCUCGAAGCAGGGACGGGCGGCGGCGGUCAUCGUGCACCUCGACGACGUUGAUGCUUCAGACGACGAACACGCUCGCGCCCCGCACGGGCACCGGCAGCGGGAGCGGGACGGCGAGACGAGUCCCGGCUCGGCCUUUUCCGUCGAUGGCGCGCACCACCGUUCGCUGCGCCACGUGGGCGGAAGCGUCCAGUCGCUCAAGCAGACGGUGCGCGAGCGCCUCGAUUCGAUCCGCGCUCGCGCGCUCUGA